CUUCCCUCAGAGUGCUUGGUCCUCUCCACCUGCCUCGUCCGUCACUACCACUUCGUUGGUCAGACGUUGACUUGGACCGAAGCUCAGAAAUACUGCAGAGAGAAACACACGGACCUGGCCACCAUGCACAACUCUUCGGAACAGAACCAACUCAUCAACACACUUUCAUCUGCUGGUUCCAGCUCUGACGUCUGGAUCGGUCUGAGGAAUCAAGUCGACUGGAAGUGGUCUGAUGGGUUCAACGGUACCGGGGCUGACUACAGGGACUGGUUGAGUAGCUAUCCAAGGUUUUACUCAUGCCGAGAGUUCUGUGUAUGCAUGCAUAAGUCUUCAUCAAGCUCUUCAUCAUGGGGGGACUAUAAUUGCCAGAAAAGCCUACCCUUCCUGUGUUACAGAGGAUCACAGCAGAAUCCUGAAUAUGUUUAUGUGCCCCAGGCGAUGAACUGGUCCAGCGCUCAGAGUUACUGCAGGGAGAACUUCAUAGACCUGGCCAUUAUGAGGAACGAUACAGAGAGAGAGGCGGCAGAGAGCAGCUCAGGAAGAUGGAGGUUUCUGUCGUGUGAAACCAGAUUACCGUUUGUCUGCUACAGUUAUGACACACCAGUCAUGAAGAAGGUGGUGAAGGUGAAAGUGAAGGUGGACGACUCUGUGGACCUGAAUGACCCGGCGGUGCAAGAACAACUCCUGAAACAGCUCCAGGAGAGACUGAAGGAGGACGGAGUGGACGGAGUCACCCUGAAGUGGAAAGAGCAGAAGGAUGGAGAAGUUUUCCACAAGGAGGACGAGUUGUGA
Messenger RNA from Cololabis saira (Pacific saury), 792 nucleotides. Its product is annotated as macrophage mannose receptor 1-like. The annotation marks the transcript as partial. The record is from RefSeq and is a predicted model, not a curated record. NCBI's taxonomy places the organism in Eukaryota, Metazoa, Chordata, Actinopteri, Beloniformes, Belonidae. The transcript is spliced from 5 exons.